Messenger RNA from Pseudocercospora fijiensis CIRAD86, 270 nucleotides. RefSeq lists its product as uncharacterized. The record is from RefSeq and is a predicted model, not a curated record. NCBI's taxonomy places the organism in Eukaryota, Fungi, Ascomycota, Dothideomycetes, Mycosphaerellales, Mycosphaerellaceae. The annotation marks the transcript as partial. The transcript has a single exon.
AUGGCAUGGCAAUCCGCGCCCCUAUCCCUCUUAAAUCAAUAUCGCGUAGCGCACAAUAUUCAGACACCUCCAGCAUUCUCAACCCCUUACCGACAAGCAAUUCUCACGAAUCCUGGCAUUGGCAGACAGAGCCCGACUAUGGCGCGGAAGAAGGAGAAGAGGCGGAUCUCGAAAGAGAACUUGGCAUUGGCGGUUAGGAAGAACUUUAAUGGUGCUGCUGUUAAUGAGAUUGAUGUUGUCGUCGAACUGGUAUACAAAGUGCGAAAUAAA